UUUUCCAAUAACUCACCCCUACUCAGCGCCAGUGUAUAUUUUGGGAGCGUAACACAGAGGCUCCACUCCCGAAAAUCCCGCAAUCCCCAUCAGAUCCGAAGCGAAAGUGGCCAAGAGUAGACGUGUCUCCUCCGUGUUUCGAGACAUAAGAGAGCGCGCGCCCAGGAUCAUCGCGCAAUCUAGGCUUUGUGAAACCAUGGGCAUCGUCGUCUUGGUGGUGUCCCGUUUGGAUUGAUUUUUGCUUUCCAUCGUUGGAUCUCCAGUGCUACCAGCAACAUAGGAGUGAAAAUUCUCCCCCCAGCAACAACGAGAGGCGGAAGUAAGCAGCGAAAAGUGUUGAAGCAGGCAGCCUCGCGAUGGGCAGCCUACGACGACGGGAUGAUGGUGCGGUGGCAGCUGGUGGUUGUGGUUUGAUUCUGCUGUUUGUGCUGCUCUGUGGGGCAGUUGGUUCGGUUCGAGCCAUGUCCCAUGGAUUGGUGCCAAGAAUAUUACCUCGCGAGGCCGAGCUGCUCAAUAGCAACUUUUUCCAGCGGAUGCGGGAGAUGAUCAUGGAGCGGGCCUACGAGGAUGCACUGAACGAGGUGCCGAACGAAGGGUCACAACCGAUGAAGCCAGUCGACACCUCCCACCUGGACAGCCCACCGAAACCCCGUGUGGUCGAAAACUGGCCGAUGGUGAGCCACGAGUUCGGCCAAGUCACGGCCGUGUCGAUCAACCGCGAGGGCAAUCCCGUCAUCUUCCAUCGGGGACGUCGCGUUUGGAGUGCUGAGAGCUUCAACGAGACCAACCACUUCCAGCAGAUCAUGGAGGGUCCGAUUGAAGACAGCACGAUCCUGACGCUGAGUGCCAAGACCGGCGAGGUGAUCGACGAAAGUGGCGGUGGAAUCUUCUACAUGCCACACGGGAUGACAAUCGACCGCAAUGGGAACAUGUGGCUCACGGAUGUGGCACUGCACCAGGCGUUCAAGUUCAUGCCGAACCAUGACUAUCCCAGCAUCACGAUCGGACGUCGCUUUGAGCCAGGUUCUUCCAGAAGCCACCUGUGUAAGCCAACGGCUACGGCCGUGGCCACAACCGGUGAGGUGUUCAUCGCCGAUGGGUACUGCAACAGUCGAAUCUUGAAGUUCAACGCAGCUGGCCGCCUGAUCCGGACCAUUCCACAGCCGCCGGAGUUUCUAUCGUUGCAGGUUCCGCACGGACUGACGCUACUGGAGCAUUUGGACCUGAUCUGUAUAGCCGAUCGUGAGAACAUGCGAGUGGUUUGUCCGAAAGCCGGUCUGAAGUCGUCAUUCGGCGAGGGAACCCAGGCGGCCACCAUCCAGGAACCGGACCUCGGACACGUGUACGACGUGGCGGCCUACGGUGAUCUAGUGUACGCCGUCAAUGGUCCCACGGCCGAUAUGAUUCCGGUGCGAGGCUUCACCAUCGAUCCCCGAUCGGAGACCAUCAUCGAUCACUGGGGCAAGUUCGAAAAUCCGCACUCGAUCGCAUUCUGCCCGAAUGGGUCGGCCAUGUACGUCACCGAAAUCGGGCCAAACAAGGUGUGGAAGUUCGAACUGGUUUAGGGUGGGCGGGCGUUAUUGACAACGUGUGUGAACCGAACGCAACUGUUUGUAGAAUUAACUUGAACACAAAGGCGAAAGCCAACACAAAUGAGUAUAUCUUAUAUUCGUAUGAACUGUCUACGCAAUUGGUACGUAAUAAUCAACCAACCUAUAAACAACCAACAAAGUCCAGAACUAUAAAUGAAACGAUGCGCGGAUAGGUAGCAGAAUGGUAACACCAACAGCCAUAAUGGAACAACUAUGAACUGUAACUUCAUGAACAGAUUCCAGACGUGUUAUUGAGCUUUUGAGUUAUUUAUUGCACAACGUUUUGGGGGUCAUCUUUAUCUCAUCUCAGUUUCGGCUUUUUUAUCAUUAGCAAUUUAUUCACCCUAGGUUCGGUUUAUGAAACCGAAUGAUUUAUAUAUCUAUUGUGCACUCAGUUGGUGGGUCGUCCUCAGAGACAGGCACACCCCCGUAUUGCAUUAAGCAACGUUUAAUAUGCAACGUUAGAGAAUUUAUGAGUGUUAGACAUGUUGCGGUAUAUAUGAUACAUAUUUAGUGGAUGUUGCCAGUUUAUCUUAUCGAUUGUAUUCUCUUCAAGCAGGAAAACAUGAACAAAAUAUCACAAAAAAAAACUCAUGUCGUAGAAUGCUGCUAAACUGAUAACCAGCAAUGUAAAGUAAAACAUUUAUACGUAGAAACUAUAAAA
Aedes albopictus (Asian tiger mosquito) is the source of this 2256-nucleotide messenger RNA. It is a transcript of the gene Pal2, whose product is annotated as peptidyl-alpha-hydroxyglycine alpha-amidating lyase 2. Gene Ontology annotation, biological process: peptide metabolic process. The transcript is spliced from 5 exons. Gene Ontology annotation, cellular component: extracellular region; membrane. The coding region runs from base 357 to 1565 and encodes 402 amino acids. Gene Ontology annotation, molecular function: protein binding; catalytic activity. The record is from RefSeq and is a predicted model, not a curated record. Lineage: Eukaryota; Metazoa; Arthropoda; Insecta; Diptera; Culicidae.